Messenger RNA from Saitoella complicata NRRL Y-17804, 2298 nucleotides. RefSeq names its product nuclear pore protein 84/107. The coding region runs from base 1 to 2298 and encodes 765 amino acids. Gene Ontology annotation, cellular component: nuclear pore; nuclear pore outer ring. The transcript has a single exon. NCBI's taxonomy places the organism in Eukaryota, Fungi, Ascomycota, Saitoellomycetes, Saitoellales, Saitoellaceae. Gene Ontology annotation, biological process: protein import into nucleus; post-transcriptional tethering of RNA polymerase II gene DNA at nuclear periphery; mRNA export from nucleus. Gene Ontology annotation, molecular function: structural constituent of nuclear pore. The record is from RefSeq and is a predicted model, not a curated record.
AUGGAUGAUCGGGUAGCAGUUACCCUUGGUGAGGAGUUUGAUGAGUUUGCAAGCGUUGCAGACCGGUUACGUGAUCGGGAACCAUUGGAUCCUAAACGCGGUUUGCUUGUGGAGUUAUGUCGAACGGCUGAGAACAUGGCGACGGAGUAUGCGAGAAGGGGAGAAACAGACAGAUCCGAAUUCCAUGACUGGGUUUUGGAAGCGCGGACGUGGAACCUGCUGCGGCUGCUGUGCUUGCUGAGAACGAGGCAAGCAGAAGAGCAUCAGCCCCAAUCUCAACCGUCGCAUGCCUUCUCAUCGAAUGUACUCCUCACGGAGAAUCUACAUAUCGUGAACAAAGAGCUGGCCGAGAUUACUCUUCUUCUAAAUUGGUCCAGAGAUGCCAACCUCGGACUCCCAAAUAUCGAAACUCGUGCGGACCACUGGUUGCACACACGCCAGCAUAUCAAAUCCAGGGUGCGCGCAUCGUUCGGUACCCCAGCAGAAGACACUUUCGUCAACCAGCUCGACCCGGAUGCACCAGCAAGACAAGGGAAGGAGUUGAAAGAGGAAGACGCCGAAUACGAGAAGACGCUAUUCCAGGCGUUGUUCGCAUGCAUCAGAGCGGGAGAACUCGAAGUUGCGGUGGAACUAGCGGAGGACACAAAGAACCACUGGUUUGCUGCUGCGGUGCAGGGAUGCACGGAGUACCAUGACCCUAAGGUGGAUGGAAUUACGCCAGAUGACGCAGCGAACGGAACAAAGAGGAAGGCCCUUUGGAGAAGAGCAUGUCACGCUGCAGCGGGUAACGAAAAGUUGGACAAGUGGGAACGGGCCGUGUGGGGUGCCUUGUGUGGUGAUCUGACGAGCGUUUUGGAUGUGUGCGAGACCUGGGAAGAUCAACUGUGGGCUUACUUGAAUGCUGUAAGCGAGAGUGCGGUGGAAGCGAAUCUUCGAAAUCUGGGUCGGUCUCAGUUGACAGGGGGUCUUGAAAUCGAGGAUUUGUCGCACAUGGGAGUGCAGCAUGUAUUGGAGAAGUUGGCGCAGAGUGAUCAAAUUGAGAUCAGAGAAGCAGCGCACAACCCAUUCAGGAGGAUGCAGGCUGCACUCAUCACUGGUCAAGUAGACCUUAUCUUGCAGGAGUUCAAUCGGGAGAUGGAGGCAGCAAGGGUGCGGAAGGUUUCCGCUGAGGAGGACGCCGAAGUUUCGCUUCCGACAAUACUGCGUAUGCUCGUGCACGUCAUUAUCACUUUACGAAGGAUCGGUGUACAAACAGACGAAAUUUGGGCAAACAACACCAUUGCUCGUUACGUAGAGUUGCUGGCAGCUCACGACAAAGGUGACAUCCUUCCUCUUUACGUCGCGGAACUCCCCGAGCCCAUGCAAAUCGAGUCGUAUGCCGCAUACCUCUGCAAAGUUGAGAUGGAAAUUGAACGAGAGAACCAAAGUGAACUUGCCCGCUAUUACCACGUCGGAUUCGAUGGACCCUUGAAGCGCAUGGUACAGCUUGUGUUUGAGCAGAGCGCUGCGGUGGAUCCAGAAUACUCGGUGUUCCCAAGAGAAGCGACAAUUGGCCCUGUGAAGGGCUGGCGGGAUCCCGUCAAGCAUGUUGAUGAGAGACAGAUUCAUGCUCUUGAAUGGAUGGCGAAGAGGGAGAACCUGAAAGGAGAACUACUCCGUCAAGGAAAUGUUCUGUUCAGGAGGUUUUUGCAGGCGGGGCGUUUGACCGCCGCAAGGGAAUUACAUGAGAGAAUUUCCGAGCAGAACAUUGAACUGAGCGGACACGACGAUACUUAUGACAGGGAUGGUCUUGAGUACGCGUCAUAUGGUGUUAUCUGCAAUGCAUAUGAGACUUAUGACCAGUGGAAGACGCUCAUGGCUAAGAAACCAUAUCAAUCAUUAGGCAGGACAGAUCCUGUUGGUUUCACGCAGUGGAAAGCGGAGAUCGAGACUCUUACCCAAGCGUUGGCAAAUUAUGUGCUUUACAUGCUCCAGGACAACUGGCUUCACCCAGAGAUGUCGUUAGCUUUGCAGAGCACGGAGGACAGAAAAAGAUAUAACGAGCUGGUGCGGCUACGAAACUUCUACAUCCCUGAAGUCGUCUUCAUGUUGCAGGAUGUCUACUAUCAAACAAGAGAAUUCCUGCCAGAGAGUCUUCCAGCCAUGCUCGAUCUGUCGUGCCUCAUCGCAUCUGAAGAGCAACAGUUAUACUCGACCUUCGUUUUGAGUGGUAGGAUGGGAGAAUAUCUGCAACAACUGGUUACUCAGGGGUUCUUGGUAGAGAAUACGGCCGGUGCGGGCAUCAUCACAUUAAAGUAG